Messenger RNA from Kluyveromyces lactis, 1206 nucleotides. It is a transcript of the gene SKI8, whose product is annotated as SKI complex subunit WD repeat protein SKI8. Gene Ontology annotation, molecular function: protein binding. The transcript has a single exon. Bases 1 to 1206 code for a protein of 401 amino acids. Gene Ontology annotation, cellular component: Cdc73/Paf1 complex. Lineage: Eukaryota; Fungi; Ascomycota; Saccharomycetes; Saccharomycetales; Saccharomycetaceae. The record is from RefSeq and is a predicted model, not a curated record.
AUGUCAAAACUUUUCAUCCCAACAACCAAUUGUGGUAAAGCGCAUGAAACUGAUAUAUAUGGUUUGGUAAUAACUAACCCAUACACCGUAUCAUGUUCUGGUGACGGCUAUUUAAAACUUUGGAAUAAUAAACUAACCGAGGAUCAAUUGGCGAAGGAUCACGUAAUAAAGGAAUUUGUUACUCCCAUGGGCCUCCAUCAUGUUUCAGCAUUCGAAUCAGUAGAAUCGAAUGGGGAAACAGUAAUUAUAUUAUCUGCAAUUUCGUUCGAUGGAAAGAUAUAUUUCUACCAAAUCGAUUUGAAGGAAGGAAAAUUGGUGAAACUGUCUUUAUUAAAUGCUGAUGACUCAAAACACAGCUAUUGGGCUUGUCAAUGGUAUAUCAGUACUAACCCUAAGAAUCCACACAAGUUUAUUGCAACCACGGUACAGGGGACAACUAAAGUCUGGAAUUUUAUAAUAUUUCAAGAACCAGAGUUAGAUACUGAAACCGGAGAACCCCUGUCCAAUUCAUUAGUUUAUGAACCACAUUUCAACUUUCAGGGAAAAAUAAAUUCCCAGACACCACGAUUUGCAACUGCUGUCGACGUUUCCUCAACUCAAUUGAUUGCUACCGGUUUUUCUGAUGGUUCGGUGGUAGUUUCUCAACUAUCUACGCUGAGACCCGUGUACAACUUUGAAGGGUUCGGUUUGAAAGGGGUUGAAGAAUCAAGCAGUACAAUACGAGACAUUAAAUUCAGUCCAGCAGGAUCAUUAUUGGCAGUUGCUCAUGAUAGUGGCUCUUACGGUUGCGUUUCCUUGUAUGAGACUGAAUUUGGUGAGCGAAUCGGAAAUUUCACAGUUCCCACACAUGGAAACCAAACUACUAUAGCAUCAUAUGCUCAUAAUGGAUGGGUGUUCUCAGUUUCUUUUAACAGCACUGGUGAAUACCUUGCAUCUGCUGGAUAUGAUGGGAAGAUAAGAAUAUGGGAUACCAAAUCCAGAGAAAGAGUGUCGACUUUAAAUGUAAACACCACUGAUAUUGAAAUCGAAGAAGAUAUCGUUUUAGAAGACGAACACGGAGAUUCUUUAGAAGUCCCACCAGUGCUUGCCGUAUCAUUUUUCGAUAAAUGUGUUCGUUCAGGAAUGGGUGGUAGUACAAACGAGGGUAUUUGCUGCGUGUGCUCUGAUAGAAGUAUACGGUGGUAUAGAGAGGCAGGCGGUAUCUGA